Molecule: messenger RNA, 628 nt
Organism: Galendromus occidentalis (western predatory mite)
Lineage: Eukaryota; Metazoa; Arthropoda; Arachnida; Mesostigmata; Phytoseiidae
Exons: 5
Coding region: 170-628 (152 amino acids)
Source: RefSeq, a predicted model, not a curated record
AACAUACAAGAUCUUCGUCGCAGUUUGUGGCGUGUUGCAGUGGCUCAACGCGGAUUACCCUGAGUAAAUGAGUUCGACUCUCACAUUGAAUCCCCGAGGUUUCCUCCGGUGAGACAUUGGCGACCAGCCCAGAAGAAGAACUUUCGAGGAUCCUCGAGCGGUCUAGAACAUGUCGUCGUCGUCUUCUGACUCCGAGGAAGACGCUCGACUAAAAGCAGCCGCCGUGACAGUUACAGACAUUUUCACGGGCAAGGGCGCCCCCAAGAGCGAAGAUUCCGGCCAAGAUCAUUCUCGUAACGGUCGCUACGAUCUUGAUCCCGAGUGCAAGAAAUUCUUGGCUUCGAAGUUGGACGAAAUGCUUGAGAGAACCUACAAAUUCACCACCAAGAAGAUGGAAAGGAGUACGGAAUUUCCGACCCGAUCCGAAGCCGGGGGUGUACGUCUCUUUUCGAACUCCGCACCGUUGACGGAUGUGCCCCACUCCGAUGAAGAGCCCAGUAAAGCGAAGAAGCGCAGGAAGAAGAAAGACAUCCUCCCGAAGACAUCCGCCACGGAUGAUAUGUUGAGAGCGUGUGCAGUCUCUGCGGACUGGCUUAAGCACCAGAAUCCACUGAGGAAGACGUCGUGA